Salpingoeca rosetta is the source of this 1775-nucleotide messenger RNA. RefSeq lists its product as uncharacterized. The transcript is spliced from 8 exons. NCBI's taxonomy places the organism in Eukaryota, Choanoflagellata, Craspedida, Salpingoecidae. The record is from RefSeq and is a predicted model, not a curated record. Gene Ontology annotation, biological process: potassium ion homeostasis. The coding region runs from base 1 to 1548 and encodes 515 amino acids.
AUGAUGGAGGCUUGUGACAACAGCGAUCGCCGCCGUGAUCGCCGCCGUGAGGAGGACAGGGCCGAGCGCGGCGAAGGUGGUGGUAGUGACAGUGGUGGUGGCGAGGGAAGAUACAAUGCUGCCUCGGACGAGCAGCAGCCUUUGCUGUCCUCUUCCUCGGCGAGCAGUACGAGCGGUAGCCCACGCACACCGUCGCAGGUGUAUGCGGUGAGCCUGGCCUUCUUCGUGCUGUUUCUGGCAUACAACUCGCUGCAGAACUACACCACGUCGCUGCUGCCAAACGGCCUCGGUAACCAGUCCCUGGCGAUCCUGUACAUCAGCGUGCCGUUCUUCUGUUUCACGGGACCCCCAAUAGUGCAACGGCUGGGCGAGAAGUGGACCAUGGUCCUUGGUUCAUCCACAUACAUUCUCUUCAUGGGGUCUCUCAUCAAGGUCAUCCCCGCGUUGGUGAAGGCGGCAUCUGUGGUGAUUGGGUUUGGAGCUGCGAUCUUGUGGAUUGCGGUGGGCCCAUACAUUACAAAGGCGAGCACAACGGACACCGUGGGUCGGAACAACGGCAUAUUCUGGGGCAUCUUCCAGUUUUCCAAUGUCAUCGGCAACAUUGGCGCCUACUUUAUCUUCGAUAACCUUGGUGGGUCUACAGCGCUGUUUCUUGCCCUGACGGCGAUUGGUGGGCUGGCCGUCAUCAUCUUCUGCUUCAUCAAGCCAACCUCCAAAUUCAGCACCCAAUACCACCAUCAAAACUCCGAAGCGCUUCUCGAAGAAAAGAGGACUGUAUGGGAGGAUGUGAAGGCCACGCUCGUCAUAUUGCAAACGAAUGAGAUGCUGCUGCUGCUGUACAUGUUUCUCUUCACGGGGCUCGAGCUUGCGUUCUGGAGUGGCGAAUUCCCGCAGCUGCUGGAUGCAUCUGUCAUCGGGCUUGUGCUGUGCUUUGCCGGCGUUGGCGAGAUUGCGGGCAGCCUGUUCACCAACCGCCUGUCUGAUCGCCUCGGCUGCUCCCUCAUGCUCGGCGUUGGCGCUGUCGUCUACGCAGCGGGCCUCACCCUCGUCUCAUUCAUCCACCUCGAUCCACCGGGAACCCGCCCACUCUGGAAGGGCGCAUCAUGGAUGGCUUACGUCUCUGCCUUUGCCUUUGGCGUGGGUGACAGCUGUCUCAACACACAGGUGUACGCCCUGUUGGGCAAGUUGACCAAAGGAGCGACAGCUGUCAAGGCGUUUACGGUGUUCCAGAUUUUCCAAAACCUGGGGUCUGCCCUUGGGUUCUUUUUGGGCACGCAGCUGCCCAUGCACGGCCACAACGCGUCACUGGCGCAGGUGUAUAUCCAGGCGCUGAUCCUGUUGAUCGGCACCGUGUUCUUCAUUCGCGUUGACGUGCAGCAUUCCCGCAAGACGAAGCGCAGACAACAGCAGGAGCAACAGGAGCAGGCAGCGCGUGAGGCAAAGUCAACCGACAGUCAUCACCACGGUCAUCACCACCACCACCAUCACCACGACCACGACCACCACCACCAUGUGGGUGUCAACAGGGCCAAUGGCAUGCAUGCAUGAGUCGUGAUAGGAUUCGAUGACGCCAUGUUCUUGUGGCGUCGUUGAUUGAUAGUGAUAGUGAAUCCACAUCGGUUCUUUCUUUCUUUCUUUUUUGUUACUUUUUCUUCGACAUGCUCGCGUUACAUUAGCUUGUCUCAACAGGCCAGCCUGUGUGUGUUUGCGCUUGUGUGUGUAUGUGUGUGUUUGCGCUUGUGCGUGUAUGUGUGUGUGUGUGUGUUCGUGCGGUG